AACCGUACAAAACAAAAGACAUUCUAUAUUUUGAUUCUCCGCCACCUGUCGGGCACAGUUUUUCUCAAGAAAUUGCGUCAUAAUUCAAACGACACGUGUCUCGUUUGUUCCAUGUUAACGAACAUCAUUUUAAAUGAAUAGGCUAGUUUCCAAACCGACAUAUGGAAAUGGUGAGUAUUAUUACGAAGAUCCUUUCUCAUCGUCACUGAAGAUAAUGCAAGAAAAAAGCACCAGUCUUCUACGGCCAAGUUGGAACAAAACCGAUUUGGAAAUCCCUGUGGAUUAUCAACAACUUUUCAAGCAACAAUCAGAUCUAGACAUAAUACAGUUUGAAGAAAAAUACUUGCCACAAAAUGCCACUGACAAUGAAAUCUUUUUUAAAUUCACACCUACUGUCCCCAAACUGGAUGAUCCAAGCACUCUGGGAUUCUCAGAAUUGUGGGAGUUUAGCCCUGAAGUUUUGUCAACCAAAGACCUGCAGAUUACAAAGUGUGAACCUUUUGGAAACCUCAUCUAUGAGGAGACUAGUCCAGCCAACAUUUUUUACGAAAGAGCAAAACAAAUUCCUUCUCAACCACUACAGUUUGAUGAUCCUCUGAAAAUGAACCCAUCACCCCUACUACCUGCUAUAUCAGCUGACAAUUUUUCCCCCCAAACUUGCCUUUCACUAGGCAACCUAAAAGUGCCUUUGAAGGAUAUUCCUUAUCCUGAAACACCCUCUUGCGAUUACUUAUUUGACCUCGCUCGUCAAGUUCAGGAUCUAAACAUUGUUCCCGACGUGAAAGUUAUUGAAAACAAACUCGAAGAUCCUAGAAAAGAAAUGAAUGAAAAACAACAAGAGGCAUUCCUAGUAGCAAAUACUAACUUGGAGGUAUACCACCUAAAAAAUUUAUCUAAAAUAACCAUUGAUUUAUCCGAUAAAUAUUUUCAGAUCACAGGAAACCAGAACAUGCCGGAAGAAUUUGGUGUUAUACCUGUUGAACGUGUAAUUGCCGAAUUACCAGGCUUUGCAGUCAGUUCGCUUAAACUAAUGGAAGCCCAUCUCUAUGCGUGUUUACAAAUUUUGAAAGAGACCAACUCUCCUGUGAUUGGAGAUUUGUUGAAAGAAUCAUCAACCCUUGCUGAACUGGACCCAAAAACGACACGUCUAUGUCUCUUAAAAUUACAAAAAGAGAUCACUAAAACUAAAUUAGAUUCUGGACAAGACCACAAUGGGAAAGAAUUGAGAAAAAUACUACCUACUUUACUCAGCUUACAUGGCAUAAACAAGGGGCUCGACUUGUUUUUGAAUAUAGAUUACGAAAUUGCUUACGGAACACUUGCAAAUUUCGAAAAAACCCAUGAAACAGUUCUUGAAGGUGAUUACAAAUCGUUAAUAAUGCAACUCCUACGACUACGUCCCAAAAAACUGGAAGCGUGGCAUCCUAAGUUGGCAGAACUGAAAGGGAUUGUAAUACGUCAUCUCAGUGAAGAUAAAACUAAUCGCAAAAUCUGGAUUCGUCUUUACCGUUACUCAAGUUUGCUAGCCGAACGCAUUGAACGUCUGUUCACCGAUGUGGGCAUCCAGUGCGAAGUUGAUACGCGAAUUGGGAGUCCAGAAUCCACACCUUUUUUACCGAAUGGUAGCAGUCCUAUCAUUGUUGCAGAAAAAGUGUCCGAAAACUUCCCGACUAGCUUGUUAUCUCUCAUCAUCCAUUAUGAAUGGUCAUCGACGUGGCCCAUGGAAAAGCACUGGCAAUCUGCUAACGUCACUCAAAUAGCAAUAGAGAUUAAUAGACCGGUUCGUCUAGAGCAACAAAGCAUUCCUGACCAGCAAACCUGUCCAGUGUCAAUUUCGACCCCAACUCGUCAUCCCGGUCUUUCUUCUCCUAAGGAAAUGGAAGUUGAUAGCUCCGUUGAAGACGACUCUGAUGCCAGUAUGGAAAGCGAAUCCACUUUUAAGCAUAACAAAGAAAAAUCUACAACCAACCUUACACAAGAGUCUCAUCUUAGUAUUCAGGAUGGAACAGGUAUCCAGGUUCUCGACCAGUCUUAUGCUGUAUCUCAGAGUCAUAUCGAAGAACAACAAAAUAUGGAAAAAGGUUUGAGUCAGAGUCCAAAUAAGGAUUCGAUCCACGUAAGCAGUCCGGCUUCAGUUAUGCAAAAUAAUACUGACAAGUCGUCAUCCGCUGGAUCAACCGAUUCGGUCCUUCCAGUAAUUGUAUCUGCACAUCUCAAGAAUAAUGUGGAACUCAUGGAGGCUAUCGAUGCGGACGGACACCUCGUAGUAUAUGACUGCGAUUACGAAUUCUUAGGUUACAGCGCUAAAUAUCAACCCGAUGUCCUGAUUAAUGCAGAUACGGCAUUGCUAAUCAUUCAUGAACAGGAAAAAUUUGAAGAAACCCGUUUAAGAGUCUUGACAACCAGUUUCAAAUGCACAAAAUGCUGGAUAGUCGUAUUGGCGCCAGGUGUUAUCAGCUCUUCUAAGCCGCCUUUGCAAUGGCACUCACUUACGGGGCUGGUCCGUUUCUAUGAGAAAAAGGAUCGUAAAAGACACGAGACUCGGUUUCACUUAAAACUGCGCAUAGCUGUCAACUAUCACCAAGUGGCUUUCAUUAUGAAAGACAUUGCAGAGGACGAGAUCAUCCAAGACAUCGAGUCUCAUCUGCAGCCCUUGAAUGACGAUGCCAAAUUGUUGCUGCAUUUUCCACAACUAAAUGCCGUCACUGCAUCCUUAAUCGCGCAGCACUUUAGCGCGAAAGAACUACUUUCGCUAUCCGUCGAAACUCUCUGCGAUCGGAUUCCAAGUUUGCGCCAAAGAAUCAAAAUCGUUCGCUAUUUCCAUGAAAUGAGUAGUAAAGAAGAUGAACUGCAAGUCGAGGACGUGGAACAAAACUCAUCUUUUGGCCAUCUUAAACACGAUCAACCCUGGCAUCUAGAGACAGAAAGUCUGGGGGAAUGUGGGUCACGUCAGUUGCCAACGCCAAAAAAGAGAGCCAAACUGGACAGUGACCAUCCGGAAGAAAUGGGCACGCCUUUUAGCGCUAGUCAGCUUCGAGACAUGUGGUGCUCUCCUUCCCCUAGUCGACCGGUAUAACUUUAUUCCUUGGUAAGAAGUUUUCUUUUUUGGGUUUUCUAGUUCAAGUUUAUGCGUAUUAGUCACUCGCUUCGAAGAAGUGUGGUAAGGUCGAAAAAGUACAUUUGUAGUUCGCUUCGAUUAAUAUUCCAGUUUUCGUAAAUGUCGUUCAUAACCGUGAAAGGUUAUUUGUUUUAAAAACUCCGGCACACUGAACAAAAUGGGAAGAAAGGGUAUGAAUUUAUUUUCUUUAAAAAAUUCCGAUUAUUUUCCCUUAAAAUUAAACAAAAACUGUCGAUGUUUGCGUACAAGCGUAGCCUUUACAGCCAUUUCUCCAUCCAUUAAUAUAAACUCAAGCAUAGUUCUUAUUUUGCUAUUGUUUUUCCGUAAUUACUACGCCAAUAUUCACAAUGAAUCAUCCUGGCAUAUCCAAUGGCAAUAAUGAUAAAGACCUUUGCGUGUUCGAUGAUGACGAAGAUUUACCACCACUAGGGCUUUUCUAUAGCUGUUUCCCUUGGCUAUUGAACCUCUGGCUGUCUAAAACACGACGCCCAUUCACUAAAGAAGAGACCACAAAACCGAGAAACCUUCCAAAUUCUUUGAAAGAAGCGUCAUACGCUCACGCUGAGUAAUUUGUCCUUUCCGACAAGACAUGCCCAUUUGAUAACAACCUGUUCUCACAGGUUUGCACUGAUGUCAACCUAAUUCUCAAACGAUUACACAAAUAAAUAAGGUUAAGCAAA
Messenger RNA from Daphnia magna, 3798 nucleotides. RefSeq lists its product as uncharacterized. The coding region runs from base 134 to 3076 and encodes 980 amino acids. NCBI's taxonomy places the organism in Eukaryota, Metazoa, Arthropoda, Branchiopoda, Diplostraca, Daphniidae. The record is from RefSeq and is a predicted model, not a curated record. The transcript is spliced from 9 exons.